CCGGGCCUGGAGCUCUGCGCGCCUUCAGGAGGGAAACGCGGAGAAAAAGGAGCUCGGAACCACAGAUUAAGUGUUGUGGUGCUGAUGGGAGGCGGGAUGGCGGAGAGCGCGUGGUUCGGGGCCCGGUUCGGGCUCUGACCCGGUCCACUCCGCGCGCUGCUGCGGGGCUUUAAAGUUUUGCGGAUGUUGAAUAUGCAGAAGGACGACCAACCAUCUCAAGAGAAGUUCUAUGAUGAAGUUGGAUCUCUGAUGUCCCAGCACAAACAUCCUAAAAACUGCUCGUACAUAUGAAACGAUGUUCCAUGGAAAGGAGCAGUUGAACAGCCACCUACAGACCCAUGACUCCAACAAGCAAGAACUGCAGUGUGAAGAGUGUGGCAAACACUACAACACUCGGCUGGGUCUGAGACGCCACGUGGCUACCCACGCCACCUCCGUGACCGGAGAUCUUACCUGCAAGGUGUGCCGUCAGGUUUUUGAAAGCAUGCCGACUCUUCUCGAGCACCUGAGCACUCAUACCGGCCGACCUCCACCAGGCGGCGCUGUGCGGGAGCGAAAGCACCAGUGCGAGCGCUGUGGUCGGCGCUUCUUCACUCGAAAGGACGUGAGGCGUCACGCCGUGGUGCACACAGGCAGAAGGGACUUCCUGUGCCCUCGCUGUGCUCAGCGCUUUGGCCGACGUGACCACCUUACACGCCACCUGAAGAAGAGUCAUGCCCAGGACUUGGACGUCCUCACAUCUGCACCCUCCAGUGCAGUCAAGGAAGAACCAAGUGUGAGUGUGUGCACCUCGGGAUCCCCUAAGGAUGCCUCUGAAGCCUUUUCGAUGGGUAUGUUCAAUCCUCAAGGUCUGCAGAGCGCCUCUACCUCUGGGGUCAGUCACCAUCAUUCUGUGGUGCCUGGGUCCCUAUCCAGCCCGAUGGGUGUGGGCUGCUAUUUUGAGCCAAGCAAGCACCAGCCCCAACAGUACCACGAGGCUCAGCGAUACCAACCUGCAUCCGCUACCUCAUAUCUGAAAGCUGAGAUGGAGAACUUCCUGAAUGAGCUCCAGUGUGGCCCGAUGCCACCUCAGGCUACAGUCGCGACCUCUGCGUCCAGACCAAGCGAUCUUCUUCCUGAUAGCCUGGGAGGUCAGAGUGCCCACUUCACCCUCAGGAACUCCUUCACCACAGCCGAGCCUUCACCCACUGCUGCUAACGUGGACCUGUCACCACUGCUGGGCUUCCUGCCGUUCGGCCUGCCACCGUACAGUGCCCCUUUGAGUUCAGGAGGCCUUAUAAUGGGGUACUCUACCACUACCGCAGAUUGCUCGCCGACUCCUACCUCUCAGCUCUCUGGGCCACUCGCCUCGUUUCAGCCGCAGCCACUGCACGAGCCUCAGGCCUUGGGGCAUUUAAAUCAGCCUCCUGGUUUCUCUCCUACUCUACCUCGAUUCCAUCAGGCCUUCCAGCAGUGAUGUUCCUUCUUAAACUCAGUCACAGGUAUUCUUGCCAAAUGGCAUACACGUAAAGCGAAGCACUCGGUGGACUUCGAUUGAAGGCUCUUAUUUUACUACUCAAUAAAUUCUCUAGAAUAAAUACAGU
This is a messenger RNA of Neoarius graeffei (lesser salmon catfish), 1583 nucleotides long. It is a transcript of the gene plagx, whose product is annotated as pleiomorphic adenoma gene X. Gene Ontology annotation, biological process: regulation of transcription by RNA polymerase II. The record is from RefSeq and is a predicted model, not a curated record. The transcript is spliced from 3 exons. The coding region runs from base 296 to 1456 and encodes 386 amino acids. Gene Ontology annotation, molecular function: RNA polymerase II cis-regulatory region sequence-specific DNA binding; DNA-binding transcription factor activity, RNA polymerase II-specific. NCBI's taxonomy places the organism in Eukaryota, Metazoa, Chordata, Actinopteri, Siluriformes, Ariidae. Gene Ontology annotation, cellular component: nucleus.